Molecule: messenger RNA, 2891 nt
Organism: Amphimedon queenslandica
Lineage: Eukaryota; Metazoa; Porifera; Demospongiae; Haplosclerida; Niphatidae
Exons: 12
Coding region: 712-2709 (665 amino acids)
Molecular function (GO): ubiquitin-protein transferase activity
Source: RefSeq, a predicted model, not a curated record
GCCAAUAUUGUCAUGAUCCGCUCUAUAUAGCUAUUAGGAAAUGUUUAAGCAAAAAUUAAAGCUAACUGCAAGCAGACAUAAAAAGUGGCCAAUUUGUCCUCCUUUUUUGGCAGUAAAGCCAAUAACUAAACUUACUGGGCUUGAAGACCAAGUUGGGUCAAUCUCUCCAUUUUAUAUCCACUUGCAAUUAUCUUUCAUUCCUAGUUAAACAUUAACUACUAGCUAUACAGGAUAGUUUAUGGGAAAAUUGGUGAAUUUUGAUGCAGAAACUCUGAGUUCUUGCCUGUAAAAUACCCAGCCACACCCACUAUGAGUGGGCGUUAAGGCUGGUUAAGAGUGCUAAAAUCAUGCUUUUAGCUCUGUAUCUCAUUCAUUUUAGACAUUCUUUUGUGAAUUUUUUUAAUGCAAUACAACCUGCACCUAUUCCAAGCAUUUAAGUAAUUGGAGCACCAAUGAUAUGGUUUUUUCACCCGUUAAAAAUCAAAAACGAAAAUUUUUUUUUUUUGUUAAAAAGCUACCUUUUCGAUUGCAUAACACUUCUUAUAGUAAAAUUAGCCAAUUUUGAUGCAAAUUAACAUAAGUUUGAGCAGGUAGAAAUUCAGCCCUGCCCCAUUGAGUGGGUGUAGCUAGCUCAAUGGGGCGGGGCUGAGUUGCAUGCGCAUGGCAUGUGUUAUUUGCACUUUGCACCCAUGAUGCCACGUGAGUGACCUUAUGAAAAGGCCCCUUUUCUCAACAACGUACCUUUUCUUUCUUUUCCUCCUUCGUUCGAUGUCGUUUAAUAAUGAUCCAGCUUCAGCCAAUAAGUCGCUACAAACUGUACUUCAAGAGGCUUUGCGUCAACUGGAAAGCCAUCAGCUCAGUCAACUGAUUAACACACAGGCUGUUAAUAUUUCUCCAACAAGUGAUCAUGGGCCUAGUGGUACUAUUCCUAGUGUUUCAUUCUCAGUUACUCAACCAGUUAGUAUUUGUCCAGUACCUGCUACUGCUACGCCAACUACUAGUAGAUUUAUAUCUUCUACAUCUGGUGCUAUACCAGUUCCACAGCCAAGUUAUAACUUUCAUUGGAACCCUAAAAGUUUAAUUGGUCGGAAGCGUAAGUCAUCUCAGUCAAGCAGUAGUGCUAAAUGUAAGGAAAAGAAAGCAGCUACUUGGACACAUACUUACGUAUGCUUAGCUAAAAGAGAUCAAGUUAUUAUACCCAAUGGACAAGAAAGGGCAGCUUUACAGAUAGCUGGCUUAGGGGAAAAGACAAUAACAGUCUCACGUGAUGCUGACUCACAAGACAUGUACGAUGCAAUAAUUUUGGAUUUCCCUAAAUUGCAACAAGCCGGAGGCUUUGAACUAUUGAAGAUUCCUGAUAAUGGAGGGAAGCUUUUAUCAAUAAUAGAAAUACCAAGCACUGGUUAUACGGCUUCAUUUCUAAAACCAGUUGCCCGAAACGCUAAAUUAUACAUCAGACCCCUUCAAAGAAAUCUUUCAUUGGAACCAUGUUACAACCAUCAUGAGUCAUUGAUAGGGCCACCUAAAGAGAAUUGUCUUAAAUGUGGAAAAGCAAUUCCUAUUGCUGAGCUGAAGAGCCAUAUUUCAAUGUGUGAAAAUUCUCAGAAUCUUGGUUGCAGCUCUGAGUUUUUCAGUACAAACCAGCAGGAAGUUUUUGAAGAUGGCGUGCAUUUUGAUCCUAUUGAAGAGGUGGGUGUACAUAUGGAUCCUGUUGUUGGAACUACAUGCAGAAGCAAUGAUGAGUCAAACGAUCAUAUUGUUCCUUCGCCUGUUCUGUAUUCUAAUGAAGAUGUAUCUCUUGUCAGUAUCAUUGAAGAACUUCAAUGCAAUAUGGAAGGUGACACUUUUGAGAUGGUUGUAAGUCGGCCAACUGUUCUAGAGAAUGCUUUAAGACGAAUGAUGAAACCAUCAUUUGAUCCUUUGAAGAGAUUGAAGGAUGGGCCACCACUAAGGCUAUUUGCUCACUCAGUCUAUGACUUCAUGUGUGGCAUAGAACCUUCACAAAUCAAUGUAAAAAUAUCAGAGGUUUCAGAUUUUCUUGUGCAAGAUUUUUUGUUGAAAGUGGAAUCAAUGCAAGAUGAAUCAUCGUUAAAAGAAUUAUUAAACGACAAGGACAGCAUCCUUUUUGAAUGUGGUUACAAUAAGCCAAUUUGUAAUGUCACACUUAAAGAUAAAGGGGAUGUCAUUCAAACAAUUGCAUUGCACAAAGUUAUUUUAUCAUCCUUGGCAGAAUUAAAUCAAUUUUGUGAGGGGCUUUCUGUGUUGGGGGUAUCACAUGCUAUGAAGAAACAUCCGCUAUUACUUUCUCCUUUUUUUUGCUAUGAUGAGGACAUGCAGUUGACACCAGAUUUUAUCAGAAAUAUGUUCACAGAAAUCCAUUACUCAGAACAUGGUAGCAAUGAACGUGCCAGAGAAGAUCAAGCCUACAUGUAUUUUAUUGACUACCUUGAUGAUUGUGAAGUUCCAAGUUCUGAAGCUGAUGAAACACAAGUUACACUAGAGAAAGUUUUAUCCUUCACUGGAGCUACUAGAAUACCGCCCCAAGGAUUCGUGUCUGUCACUCUGAAUUUCAAUUCAGAAAAUGAUUCUCCCACAGCUUCAACUUGUGCAGUCCAGUUAACCCUGCCAACUAAAUACAGAAGCUACUAUGAUUUUAAAAGAAGUCUAGACACUGCUUUUAGCAUGCACGGAGGAUUUGGCUUAGUUUAACUGAAGCAUGAGCAUUGUACUACGUACUAUAUCUAAUUGCUAUUAUUCAUCACUUAUAAAUUUGUUCAUUAACCAGUUAUGAAUAGUAAUUUUGCUCUUUUCUUUCUGAAUCACUUAUAAAUUUGUUUAUUGACCAGUUAUGGCAAUAAUACUCUUAGUAAUUUUGUUCUUCUCUUUCCUCU